GUGGAUGUCCAGUGUUGGGGCUGGCAGACAGGAGGAGAGGACACUGGUUGUCUGGCUGCAGGGGUUCAGCUGCUGGUAUGGUGUUCUAGGCCUAAAACCUCCACAGCUAUGAUGAUGAGCCUGCUCCUGUGUUUAUGUUGUGUGCUACUGGACCUCGUGACAGUCCACAGCCGUGUGCUCACGCAGGGCCGUAUAGUAGGUGGUCACAUCGCUGCGCCAAACUCCGUCAAAUACAUCGUGUCGCUGCAGAGCACCAGGGGUCAACACUUCUGCGGUGGAUCACUGGUUCACAGGUACUGGGUGUUGACAGCAGCGCACUGUAACAUCGGGGCAGAGCACAUGAUGAUAGUGGCGGGCGACUACAUCGUAAAUACCUUUGAGGGCACUGAGCAGUACGCUAAACCCCACAGGCUGGUCACCCAUCCCCUCUACAACAGGAGCACCAACAAUGCUGACAUUAUGCUCAUUAAGUUGCGGGCCCCCAUGGUGCUGAACAAGUACGUGUCGCUGGCGCCGCUCCCCAGGCCGGGGACAGGAGUGGUCGACGGCUUGCUGUGUCGGGUGUCCGGUUGGGGCUACAACAAUCUGGUUGGAGGCCAGGCCCCCUUCACCCUGAGGACGGCCACAGUGCCCAUUGUUUCAACUGCGAGGUGCAACAGCAGCGAGUCCUUUAACGGAAACAUCACGGCAAACAUGAUCUGUGCCGGCUACAGAACCGGAGGGAAAGACGCAUGCAAGGGAGACUCUGGCGGGCCGCUGGUGUGUAGGGGACGUGUCUACGGCAUGGUCUCCUGGGGCAACGGCUGCGGUGAUCCUAAGUUUCCGGGAGUCUACACGGCGGUGUCCAGAUUCCGCCAAUGGAUAGACCAAACCAUCUACGGGUCGUACCUGCGCUGCACCAAAUACUGAUGAAGAUAAUGAUACAAUCACGAAAGUAACCAUUUAUGCCUGAAAAGGGUAAUUCCCCUGAAAAUGUGCUGACAUGGACCAAAGAUGGCUCUGUGGAAAAUAUGAAGAGCUUCCUAUGAACCAUGGCUCUGAUCAUUUUGAUAAUGUUUUCAAUACCAAUAUAAUGGUCUCAUAAUCUCAAAUUAUCCAGCUGGUCUCUGCCUGCUGCAGUAAUUGUAAGAUCUACAACAGUGGGCACUUUAUAAGCCUUCUGUAUAUGUAAUCCAGUGAUGUAACGUUCAUAAAUUGUAAAAGAAAUACUAUUUUAUGUCAGUAAAUAUUCAAAUUUAGAGAAUUUGUUGAGUGGUGAAUGGGACUGAAAUUCAGCCCAGGACUUUGAGAUCGAGAUUCCUUUUAAAGGGAGAUACUUUUAUGGCAGUAACUUCAACACUAAUGCAGUUUUGUUGUACAAGAAUGUAAGUUUGUUUGGUCAGAACUUGUGUUUGAUUAUGUGAGGGACAGAUUACACAUGACUAUACUCACAUAUUUACCUGAGUUACGAGUGUCUUGUGAUUGUCUACAGCUAACAACAUCUCUGAAACUGGAACAGUGAGCUGGAACACGAGGCAAUCCAACAUAACAAUCCAUAUGACAGAAAUUAAUAUACAUAUAAUGUGAUCAUAUGUGAGAAGGUCGAUCCAGGAAGAUGCCGAGCAGCUUCCCGGCGUCGCCAAGCCGAUAGAGCCGGCGCAACACAACCUCUUCUCCACGCCAAAUAGAUAGAUUCAUUAGCAUAUGAAUUCUUGAGUUAUGGCUAAAUUCUAAUCAGUUCAUCUUUGAGUCCAAGUAGAUGUUUGUGCAAAACAUUAAGAAAUUCCUUCAAGUCGUUCCUGAGAUAUCGCAUUCACGAGAAUGGGUUGGAUGGACGGACAACCCGAAAACAUAAUGCCUCCGUCCACGGCUUACUUGUUUUGGUAUAAGCAGUAGCUUAUGGUGGAGAUAGAUACUAACCUACAUUACCGAGUCAGUUCACUGACUGUGACUGUUCUCCACUCGUGCUACAUUAUCGUUUAGCAGCAUCACCCAAUAAUAGUCAUUUUUGGCUGUGGUGCAAAAAUUACAUAAUCUUGCUUUAAAAAAAAAAAAAUACAAACCUUAUAUAUGAUGUUGUUGUGAUGAUAAAAUGUUGCCAGGUCCUCUGUUUUGCUCAAAUGGCAUUUUUUUCGUUGUGCUGGGGGUUGUUGGGUUUAGAUCCCCGUAUCACUUCUCAUUUUCUAUCUCUUAUCUCCUUUUCUCGUUCUUCUUUCCUAUGUGAAUUGACACCAUAAUUCUUAGAGGUCUCACCUUAUUUUUUGGUAUUAGACUAUUUUCUGUGUUUGAACUGUAUUUUUUUUCACUAAUCUGUACAUGAAGAUCUGCAGCCACUUGUUCAAAAUAUAUAUAUAUAUAUAUAAACAGUGAAUAGUAUCUUGUGCAUGUAUGAUGUUCAAUAUGGGCAGGUUUGUUAAAGCUUACUAAUGAAUUAAAACAACCAAUACAGAAUGCAAUUGUGAUGACGAUAUAACCAUAUGUUGUGAAACUGAAAGAGUUGUUAUUGAGAUGUUCUGAUAUGAAAGAUGAGCCUCUGA
Molecule: messenger RNA, 2516 nt
Organism: Sebastes umbrosus (honeycomb rockfish)
Lineage: Eukaryota; Metazoa; Chordata; Actinopteri; Perciformes; Sebastidae
Product: trypsin-like
Exons: 5
Coding region: 109-909 (266 amino acids)
Biological process (GO): proteolysis
Molecular function (GO): serine-type endopeptidase activity
Source: RefSeq, a predicted model, not a curated record